AUGGAAACACAAGGCGAGGCGCAACACGAGACUAUUGAACCACAAACCAGAGAUGAUGCUAUGGACGUUUCUGAUUUGUCUGACGUGGAUCAAGGUAGUGAAGAUUCUAGCGAUGUCGAUGCCAAUGUGCUAGAAUCAAACUUGGAUUCUAAAAAAAAGGCACAAAAGGCUAAACGGAGAAACAAGAAGGAAGCGGCACAGAUAUUAGGAAUUGCGAAGUCUCAUCCUCUGCCACAUCCUGCUGGCGCUUUGUCGACUUCUGUAACCGGUUUCAUCAAAUUUAUGAUGGGCUUGUCGAAUCCACAAUCGCCUUUACCAGCCCCGCCUUCUGAUGCUGAAAUUUUGGCGUGGACCAAUUACGUCUCGCAGCGCCAAGAAAUAGUUGUGCAGAAUUUGCAACCCACAGCACAGUCCAAUCAAGCGACCAAUAAGAGCUCUGCAAAUGCAAAGUUUCAGCGAAAUGAAAAACUCAACCAAAUCCGAAGCCAAGGAUUGGCUCUUACUACUUAUACUGCGGCACCAGAGGUCUUGCCUGACGCUAGAUGCCCUCCGAUCUCUUCUCAAACAAAAAUUCUUUGCGACAACACGUUUCAACGCAAAGGAUUUUCUCGGAUCACUUUCCAAUGGAAUGCGCGAUCACUCACUGCUUCAAAAUGGAAUACUGCAACGGCAUUAAUUCUGAUAGAAAGGUGGAGCGACUGGUACAAAACGAUAACCGAGAAUCCGAAUGAUCUUAAAGAGGAUAUCCAAGGUAUAAUUGAACGAUGGCUUAGAACCUAUAGAAGUAUUUAUAGCAAGCAAUUAAAGGCCAAACCCGAUACUCAUGCCAUUCCUUCAAGCGAUGAGCGUGGGCAAUCAACUAGUGCUGGAGAGCGUGGGGAUGGUAUGCCUGCAGUUCCUGCACACGUUUCUGCAAAGCAUAGGAGGAACCGGAAAAAUGUUUCCGAACGAAGAUACCAGGCAGCAAAAGCACUCUUUCCGAACAAUAAUAGCUUCACCAUCCUUUUCAAGGAUAGUCGAUGUGUUUCCGAUUAUGAAGACAACAUCAACCCAAAUUCCCCGCCAACUCGAAUCAUUCCCCGCUGGCGCAGUGAUAUUUUUACCAAAGUUUCACAUCAGUUAGACGAGGCAGCAAUACUACUUCAAAAGAAUCCAAGAAGUCGAUCUAAUGUGUACAAUCAACUUCGUCGAGGGGGUGCUAAGUUAGAGUCGCCCGACGCUGAAAAACCGAUGGAAGCCCCUCAGAAAUUCCCCCGUGAUUCAUAUGAUGAAGAAUACUUAAGCGGAAUUCUGCCCAUCGAACGCCGUCACCUGAAAAUGAAAGACCCAAUCAAUCAUCAAGCCUUUCUUGUAUCGCUCUGUAAGCAAACGGUCCGUGGCUACAAGAAUCCAGACGAAUCCAUCGCUGCAAGCCAAGGUAUAAGUGCAGCCGAAACGGGGAAUUCGGGCCAGCCGAGUGUUGGCUCUACUAUGCGGAUAAAUUGA
Molecule: messenger RNA, 1485 nt
Organism: Puccinia triticina
Lineage: Eukaryota; Fungi; Basidiomycota; Pucciniomycetes; Pucciniales; Pucciniaceae
Exons: 3
Coding region: 1-1485 (494 amino acids)
Source: RefSeq, a predicted model, not a curated record